Messenger RNA from Morus notabilis, 1303 nucleotides. Its product is annotated as syntaxin-52. Lineage: Eukaryota; Viridiplantae; Streptophyta; Magnoliopsida; Rosales; Moraceae. The transcript has 8 exons. The coding region runs from base 415 to 1110 and encodes 231 amino acids. Gene Ontology annotation, cellular component: SNARE complex; endomembrane system; membrane. Gene Ontology annotation, molecular function: SNARE binding; SNAP receptor activity. The record is from RefSeq and is a predicted model, not a curated record. Gene Ontology annotation, biological process: intracellular protein transport; vesicle-mediated transport; vesicle fusion.
UCUAAAAAAAAAAUAAAAGGAAAAUUUUUUUUGAGGGGUUUAUAAAAGGAAAUUAAAGAGACGACGAACGGAGUCGACAAAAAACUUGCCUGGCGCCCGGCGAUUCCGUACGUCGCCUCCCUCUUGGCCUUUUAUGACCUCGUUGCGAUCAUCAUUGAAACCCUCAUCUUUCUCAAUUUUCUAUUUGAAUCACAAUUUCUAUCCUAAAUCAGUGCGAGAUUUUGUUUGCGAUUACUUUUUCCGAGUUCAAUUUGGUGUUAUAUGCGCUGGGUUUGCAAUUGAAUUUUGAUUGACCCACCAGCCACCACCUCCCGGCGUCGGAAGGCACGGCAUCCUGCACCUCGCACACCCAACUUCUUCCCUCUUUCCGACAGAAGCCCUCUCUUCCAAUAAGACUAGUUCAAAAACAGGUCAAUGGCUGGGGAUUCAUGGGUAAAAGAGUAUAAUGAAGCCAUGAAGCUUGCAGAUGAUAUCAAUGGCAUGAUAUCAGAGCGGAGUUCGUUGCAUGCAUCAGGACCAGAAACUCAACGUCAUGCUUCUGCCAUAAGGAGGAAGAUCACAAUCUUAGGGACUAGACUUGAUGGCUUACAGUCCAUUUUAACAAAGCUUCCUGGGAAGCAGCCCAUAUCGGAGAAAGAGAUGAAUCGGCGCAAGGACAUGCUCGCAAAUUUGAGGUCAAAGGUUAACCAGAUGGCUUCAGCCUUAAACAUGUCAAAUUUUGCAAACAGGGACAGUUUGCUUGGUCCAGAAAUAAAGCCUGCUGACGCAAUGAGCAGGACAGUUGGCUUGGAGAACUCUGGCGUUGUUGGUCUUCAACGACAAAUUAUGAGAGAACAAGAUGAAGGUCUUGAGAAGUUGGAAGAAACAGUAGUUAGCACUAAACAUAUUGCACUGGCAGUCAAUGAAGAACUGGACCUCCACGCCAGACUUAUUGAUGACCUGGACUACCAUGUCGAUGUUACAGACUCUCGGUUACGGCGAGUUCAGAAGAGCUUGGCGUUUCUGAACAAGCGCACCAAAGGCGGCUGCUCCUGCAUGUGCAUGCUGUCAUCUGUUCUUGGGAUUGUUGGUCUUGUUGCUGUCAUAUUUCUACUCGUUAAAUACUUGUAAUAACAUGAGACUUGAAACGCACAUAAUCAACUAUUCUAUUUUUGUGCUUAUAGUGUGGACUGGCUUUCGUAUCUGCUAUCAUGUUUGUAAUGCGAUACUCGGCUUUUGUGAUUUUGUUUGGUGCUCUGUGGAGGUGUUAAAAUACUUGUAUCUUGUGUUUUGACAUUUCAACUUUAAGUAUUGAUUUCUCCUC